AUGAUGCCUUGCAAGCAAUAUCAUCCUCUUGAAGUCCGCGCUCAAGUGUUGACUCUCUGGGCUAUUGGAUGGACCCCAGCCAAGAUCUCUAGAUCUCUUGAUAUAUCUAAACGUACAGUAGGCGAUAUGAUCAAGAGAGGUAAGGAUCGAGGCUAUAAUCCCAACCAGACCGGGAGUCUUCGCCUUGAAGCGAGAUAUAUAGAGGAUGGUAAGCGAUCUGGGCGCCCUAAGGAGAUCUGUGAAGCUACAGAGCGAGCUAUCUUGACCUCUGUUACUAAGGAUCGAAAUGGACGCGAGAAGUCUUCUGAAAUCCUUGCAUAUGAAGCUGGCCAUCGACGAGGAGCUAUCCGGGUCUGGAGAACUGUUCAGGAUAGUCAUAAUCGCACCUGUAUUCGAAGGCGCUGGAAGGGCUUCUCUGACUUUAUGGUCUGGGGUUGCUUUUCAUAUAAUAAGAAGGGCCCAUUACAUAUCUUUGAGCCAGAGACCUUGCAGCAGAAGAAGCAGGCAGAGCAAGAGAUUGAGCUUCUAAACGAGCAACUAGAACCUCAAUAUCGCGCGGAAUGGGAGCUUAAUAUGCAGAUGAGCCGCCUGGGGCUUCGUGGAAAGGGUGGUCGAAAGCCUGAAUGGAAGUGGAAUCAAAGGAAUGGCAAGCUAGUUCGAAAUAGCAUGAAGGGAGGCAUUGAUUGGUGGAGAUACCAGCAGGAGAUCCUUAUUACUCGCCUCCUCCCCUUCGCGCAAGAAUGCAUGAUCGAUCGACCUAAUACAGUUGUAUUAGAGGAUGGGGCACCUGCACAUAAACACCAUGACCAGCAACGUGUAUACAGUUUAUAUGGGGUUCAAAAGCUUCUUAACUGGCCUGGGAAUUCGCCUGAUCUUAAUGCAAUUGAACCUUGUUGGAUGUGGCUAAAGAGACGUACAACUGUUCGAGGUGCCCCCCGGGAUAAGAAGACUGGGAAGGAGGCCUGGAUAAAGGCCUGGGAUGAGCUACCUCAGGAACGAAUUCAACACUGGAUUCAAAGGCUUAGGAGGCAUAUCAAAGAGGUCAUCAAGAAUAAAGGAGGUAAUGAAUAUAAGGAGGGCCGCGAGGAUCGAGAUGUAAGGAGUUGGAAAGGCAAGCGCUUAAAAGGUCAGCUCUCUACACGCGAGGAUCUUGGGCCUUACAAGGCCUCUGAAUAG
This is a messenger RNA of Aspergillus calidoustus, 1176 nucleotides long. NCBI's taxonomy places the organism in Eukaryota, Fungi, Ascomycota, Eurotiomycetes, Eurotiales, Aspergillaceae. The record is from the annotation of a GenBank genome assembly.